CGAGAGGGGGAAGGGGCAAUGUCGGAAGAAGUUGCCCUGGUCAAGGAAGAGCUGGCGCAGAAGCAGCAGGCACUAGAAGCCCUCCAGCGAAACUUCGAUGACUUCCAGGAGUCCAGCCGCGAGCUGGAAGAGGAGCUAGAAGCUGAGCUGGGCAGGACCCAAGAUCAGGUGUCGGAGCUCACGAGCCGGCUAGCCGAGGUCGCGGAGCGCCUUGGCGAGCAGCAGGCCAAGAAUCGGGCCAUCAGUGGGGAGGCACGUGUGGCGGUAGCCCAGGCGGAGACAGCGCGGCUUAAGGCCGCCGCCGUUCGCGCGGCUGCGGAGAAGACCAGCCUGGAGCAAGCCGCUGACGAGCUCGAAGCCAAGUGCAGGGCGGCGGUUGCAGCCGAGGAGGACUCGAGGCAUAAGCUGGACCUCGCCAUCGAGGAGAAGAUCUUCGUGUCGAACGACCUGGAAGACCUUAGGGCGGAAUCCCUGCGCACGGAGCGACAGCUGAGGUCCGACGUCGAUGACCUUCGCCAAGAGCUCGGGCGGCUGCGCAGCAACAACAACAGCGGCAGCGAUGCGGGGAGCGGGGCAACCACCACCCGAACCCCUCCCGAGAUGGCCCUCCGUAGACAGGUCUCAUCCCUCUCAGACGCGACACUUUGCGCCGGCGGCCCUGACGCCAACGAAGACACCGCCACUAUGAUAGAUGGCGACGAAUUGCUCUUGUCGGUGGACGCCAGGCUAGAGACGGGUGCGGGUCUGGAUGACGGGGCUGGGAUCGCGGAUGAACUCAUCAAGGCGAGAUACACGACCCGCCUGAAGACGGAACUGUUGCACGCCGAAUCAGCCAACGACGAGCUUAACGUCGAGCUGCAGCUGCUGCAAGAGAUGGAGCUGGCGAGGAGAACCGGCGGCACCGGGGAGUCCGCGGCUGGCGCUUCGUUGAACGAGGAGGGAGUGAGGGGUUCGAACGGAGGGGGCGAACGGACGGAGUCUCCACGAACGCUUGCGGAGCAGGCCGCCCUGAAGCAAGACCUGGCGGAUGCCAUGGCGACAUGCGAGGAGCUGGAUCAGACUGUCACAGACCUGACAGACGACCUACACGCCAAGGACCAACAACGACACGUAUUGGAAACCCGGUUGGCCGAGCUAGAGGCGGAGCUUGGCAGCAAGACACAGUCGCUCGAGGACCAGGUGUUGGAGGCCAAGACGAACGCGUCGUCGCUCACGGCUAAGCUGGCGGACACGACGGCGGAGCUGCGCGCCUCCAACAGCCGCGUCGAGGACGUGACGGCUAAGGCGGCCUCCUUGCGAGAGCAGCUCUCCGAGCUCACCUCCACGGUCUCCGACAUCUCCGACCAGCUGCGAGAACGCGAGGCCCAGCUGGAAGAGGCCCAGGCCACGGCGGAGGAGCUCCAAGCGGAGCUCUCGGGCCUCCAGAAGAGCGUGGAAACUCUUUCGGCGAAGCUAGCGGAGGACGGGGCCGCCAGAAAGCUGGCGGAAACGACCGCCGCGGAGAGGGAGGAGCGCCUGCGCAGGGAGCUGCAGGAGGCGAAGGAUAACGCGGCGGCGGCGAAGGCGAAGGCGGCGGCGGCCGCUGCGGCGGCGAACAGCGGGCCCUUGGAAUCGCCCUCCCGCGGCCAGGACCCUGAGUUGACGGUGGUGGUCAGGUCAGACGGCGGCAAGACGUUGGAAGCGGCUGGCGGAAGGAGCCAGAGAGAAGGGCAGAGCAGCGGAGAGCCCGCCGCCGGCCGAGGGAAUGGUAACAAUGCCUCCGGCACCGCCAACGCCGGGGACAGGGAAGCCGCGGUUAGCUUCGCCGCGACGGGCGAAAAGGAGGAGGAUGAAGCGGGCCGAGCUAGCGGGAGCGAGCGAGAGCUGCAAGAACAGGUUGCGCGCCUGAAGGUUGCCCUCGAGGAAGCUCAGAGGCGGGGCGGGGGCGGGGGCCCCGCGGCUGGUAUCGACGGGAAGGAGUCGGCGGUGUCCUCGGCGCUGGAGAGCGGCGACGUUGACGCCCUGAAGACGGAGCUGCGCAACGUGACGCAGCUGUACAGCAAAGAGAGAGGCAUGAACGCCUCCCUUCUCUCCAAGAUUAGAGCUCUGCGGGGCAACAUCGAGGUGAUAUGCCGCAUCCGUCCACCGACGGCUGAUGAAACAGCUUCCGGCGUUCCCAUGGCCUUGGAGGCCUUGGGAGAAGGGGAGAUCGGGGUUAAGACGUCCAGCCGUCACGGUGGGGGGGGUGGGGCAUCGUCUUGGAGGUCUUUUGCGCUCGACAAAGCGCUUGGGCCGUCCACGACCCAAGAGGAAGUGUUCCGACAGGUGGAGCCGCUUGCGCUGUCUGCAGCGGACGGCAUGAACGCGUGCAUCUUCGCCUACGGCCAGACGGGUUCAGGCAAGACACACACCAUGAUCGGAGACGCAAAGGGGGGCGAGAUGGCCGGCAUCAGCUACCGCACCAUGAACAAGCUCUUCCAAGUCCUGGAGCUGAGGCAACGCCAGCAGCCCGACUACGUCUUCACAGUCAAGGUUGCCAUGCUUGAGAUCUACAACGAAGACGUGCGAGAUCUACUAUCGGACCCGCUGCCGUCGGGAAGUGGCGGUGUCGGCGGCGGCGGCAGCAGCAGCACCGGUGGGGAUGGGGCGGUGGACGGGAGCAAGCUGGAAAUCAGGCGUGACCAGGAUGGCAUGGUCCAGGUACCGGGGCUGACCCAGGUGGAAGUUACUAGCGCCAAGGAGGUGUUGACAUUGCUCGAGCGAGGCGGCGGCGCGAGGGCCGUCGCCGCCACGGGUGUCCACGACGACUCUAGCCGGAGUCACAGCGUGCUGCUGGCGGAGGUGGCGUGCAGGGCGGGCCCUGAUGCGUUGCCGGCUACGGGGAGGCUUUUCUUAGUCGACCUUGCCGGCAGCGAGCGGAUCAAAGUGUCUGGCGUGACAGGAGUUGGCCUGCGAGAGGCAACCAACAUCAACUCGAGCCUCAGCGCGCUUGGCGACGUGAUGCAGGCCCUGGACCAGAAGCAGAAGCACGUGCCCUAUAGGAACUCCAAGCUAACCUUCUUGCUGCAGGACGCGCUGGGGGGCAACUCGCGGACGGCUAUGGUGGUGACCGUGUGCCCCACGACCCUUAACGUGGACGAGACGCUCUUCGCGCUGCAGUUCGCGACGAGGGCAAGGAACAUUAGCCUGGGACCGGCUCACAAGAACGUCGGCGCUAAGAAUCUUCUCGAGGAAGGAAAGGACCUCCGGGCGAAGCUUAGGGAGGCCGGCCGGAAGAAGGAGCACGCGGAGGAGGCCUUGGCGACUCUCCAGAGGGAACACGCUCGCUCGCAGCAGAAGAUGGGGGCGCUUUUGGAGUCGCGGGUGAAGAACGUGGGCGACCUCCGGCAGCAGCUGGAGUACCAGAUCAGCUCCCUCAAGUCUCAGCUGGAAGCCUCACAGGCUACCGUGCUAGCGGAGAGGAGCAAGCGGGCGGCCCUUCAGGCGGAGACGGAAGACAACCAGCGCCAGCUCAAGCGCUCGAUGGCCAAAGUCACCGCUCUCGGCAGGGACCGCGAGGAGCGAGAGGCCAAGCUUCGCGCCAAGCAGGAGGAGGUGGGAGAACUCAAGGCGGAGCUCAGAAAGGCGGUGGCGGACGCUAAGAACGCCGAACGGCGCAUAAAUGUCGGCGGCGGCCGCGGCGGCACCGGCGCCGGCGGCGCGUCCUUCGGGUUCAAGCCCAAGGGCGGGGACAGUGGCAUUCUGGCCCCUGGGAAGGGGUCGCCUCACACCCCUUCCAGGAAACUUUCAGAGGCCAAGUAUCGGUACAACCGCCACAAGCAGAGCACGCCAGGGAGGAGGCCUCCUUCUUCCGGGGGAGAGGACGCUCCUUUCCUGACCGUCUCCCCGGGCCUCGCCGACACUUCCAUGUCAGUCAGCAGCAGCUCCGACGUGGUCACCGCCAGGAGCAGCACAGGCUCGUCCACCAGCGAGCAGCCACCACCCUCGUCAGCAAGGGCCGGGGCGGCAAGAGAGGAGCGCACGGGAAGUGUCUUCGCCGCAGCGGCAGCGGCGGGCGUGAGCGACGACGCCGCUGCGGGCAGCAGCGCGAAGAAGGCGGCCGUAGCGAACGGGGGGGCUUCCGCUACUGCUGCUGCUGCGGCGGCGGCGGCGGCGAAGGAAGCCACGGCGGGUAGUGCCCAAGGACAAAACGGUGGAGGCGAAGCAGCAGCGGCACAUGGAGGUGCGGCGGGCUCUAGCGGGGCGGAUGAUGUGGCCGACGCCAUCGCUCGAGCCACGGCAGUGUUCGCGGUGCCAGUGCCGAUCAAGGGGAAGGCUGCUGCCGCUGGCGAGGCGGGUGACAACGGUUUCGCGAAGCCCCUGCCGAAGACCGCCAGCGGCAGCGGCGGCGGGAAAGGCGGUGGCACGGGUGGCGAUGGCAAGACGUCCGGGAGGACGGCUCGCGGAAGCGGCGCGGGCUCGACCCUGAUGAAGGGCACGGCUUCGUCGACGUCGCGCCUGAAGCUGAGCGUUCCCUCGGCGUUAGAGGAAAAUCGGAGCGGGUCCACGCCACGCUCGGCUUCACGGCGACCAUCAACAGGCGUAACCCCAAGGUCAACUUCGACCCCGCGGGGGUUUGGGUCCGGCUCCUCUCGAGAAACAGUCCCCCCAUCCCCUUCCCAAUCGCGGCUUGCCCGCCCCAGCUCCUUCGCCGUUUCGGGAAGGCCCACCACGAAACCUAAGACCCCGCGCACACGGAGCUCGCUGUCCGGGCCGGUGGGCCCCGCGGCCGCCGCCGCCGCCGCCGGUUCUGUAUCCAGCAGGAGAAGUUCGGUGCAACCACUGUCCCCCGCUCAGGGCGGUGCUAGCGGCGUAGGGGCUCAGGGCGGCGGUAGCGGCGUAGGAGCGCCAAGCUCUGCCAGGUCGAUUACCGGUGUCGGCGGUAGGAAGGGAUGGCUGGGUGAGAAGUCCCGAGGCAGCGUUUCGGGGGCAAGCGGCGGUAGAGGGUCAUCGGCGGUAACGCCGGGCGCGAGCACCGGCGGGGGUUCCGGCGUCGGUCAGAGGAAGGCGAGCGGCGGCGACGGUGAGCAGCUUUCGAGGGCACAGAUCGCGUUGAACAGGCACCAGGCGCGGAUGGAUCGGAUCCGCGAGAAGCGCGAGGAGAGGAUGGGAAACAAAGAACCGUCAUCUUGAGCGCUGUUUGCCUCCCUGCUGGCUGAAUACAUGUAAGCCCGACGGUGCCUUAGCUGUCGCUGGGUCGCACGCGUUUUGUGCUACUUGUUUCGGCGGCAUUAGUUGGCGGCUGAUGCACAUACGUGGGGGGCGAACCCAUGCAUUUGCCAUGGCGGCGUGCGGUCAUUGGACGUCGCAUACCUACGAAGUUGAGACGCGGAGGAUCCAACUUGUGGCCGCUCGUACAGCAGAAUCAAGCGCCAACACGUUGAGGUGUCCGGCGAGUCUCAUGAAGGGUUACGGGCCCGCGCGAAAUUAUUGUUGGAACUCUUGUGCCUUCCUGUGCCCAUUUCCUUGCAGGUAGGUGGAUGGAGGCUUGUAAGUGCCCCCAUUCGUCACUUCGUGAGUCCGUUUCCAUAGAAAGCAUUUUGUAACAUCCCGUCCCGUAGAUUUCUGAUUUGUUUUAAGAGUACGUGGCUUGAUCUUCUCCUUUUCUACAAGUAGCAGGGUUGCGGUGUUCCAUCCUGCACUCUUCACAAUUCGCGACUUUCACCAACAGUUGUGGAGCAAGGAAAGAAGCAGUGGCCUGGUGUACCUUACCCGCCGGGCUUGUGUGUGACGCUAUCGCCUUCCGAAGGCAAUCUCCCGGUGGUUGAGUCCUUUUGAGCUACGGUGAGGGACAGGGGGUUAAGAGUGGACGGGGGCGUCUGUUCGGUUGUAGUUUGGUAAGUGGUCCGAUCCCCUAUAUGACGUCGUUUUCUGUUUUGGUUCAUGUCUAUCCGCCGUACCAGGCUGGAUAGGAAUUCGCGUGGCGUGGGUUUUGACGACAUGCGCGUUCGAAGCACAUCCCUUUGGAAGGGAUAUUUGUCGAACCUUUUAGUGCAAGUCUAAAGAAGUAGCCAGGGGCCUGCGGCGUAGCUUGUACGCUUGUGCCUCGCGAAGUUUUGUUGCUGUUGGGGGGAGUUGGUUGGUUGCAGAUCCCAUGCCUUGCCACGCUAAAAAAAACUAGUGCCUUCCUGCGCGGAUUGUUGUUGGUUGGUUUUGAACUGCUCGGGGCAGGCAACUGCGUUUCGUAUUUAAUUCCGUUCCCGUUGCGAUCGGUGUGUGAUGCUGUGGUAUAACAGAGAACAGGGAUGGUGUGAUGCUGCUUAGCUUCAAGACUGGAGUGCUUGGGUGUACCGUAUGUUUCGACACUGCCUUGUUUGCGUCCACGAUUGCUGUGUCUACAAGCUGUGCUUGAGCUGUGGUUGUGCUGCACGCACGCAUUUGCUCUUGGUAUUCUGUGGUAUCCUUUGAUGUCGGGGGUGCAAGUGUUGCUCUCAUCACGCAACAGGGCUAUGUCCCGUACAUACACAAGCUGUAGACGUGUGCUGGUUUCUUAGUUGUUAAAGGUAGGAUGGUAUGCUUUGUAAUACGUAGACAGACGUGCUUUUUGACGUGUUAGUCGGUAUACGAGGAUAACAUGGCGACCGAUGGGCUGCGGUCUACUGUCGGUUUUUGGUUGAUCUGACUGAAGAAUCCCGACUUUGACGCCGUCCCGCGUGAAGACUUGAAGGCAUGUUCCCGGGAGGAAUUUUUUCGUUUGUUGG
This is a messenger RNA of Ectocarpus sp. CCAP 1310/34, 6719 nucleotides long. The record is from the annotation of a GenBank genome assembly. Lineage: Eukaryota; Phaeophyceae; Ectocarpales; Ectocarpaceae.